Messenger RNA from Pseudonaja textilis, 1605 nucleotides. It is a transcript of the gene SLC18A3, whose product is annotated as solute carrier family 18 member A3. NCBI's taxonomy places the organism in Eukaryota, Metazoa, Chordata, Lepidosauria, Squamata, Elapidae. Gene Ontology annotation, molecular function: acetylcholine transmembrane transporter activity. Gene Ontology annotation, cellular component: terminal bouton; AP-2 adaptor complex; AP-1 adaptor complex. Gene Ontology annotation, biological process: transmembrane transport; chemical synaptic transmission. The record is from RefSeq and is a predicted model, not a curated record.
AUGCAGGAGGAGGCCGGCCACUCGGUGGGUCCCCGCCGGGCGGUGGAGAAGCUGUCGGAGGCGGUGGGGCAGCGGGCCAAGGCUCUGGGCAGCGCCCUGCAGGAAACUCGCCGCCAGCGGCGCCUCCUGCUGGCCAUCGUCUGCGUGGCGCUGCUGCUGGACAACAUGCUCUACAUGGUCAUCGUGCCCAUCAUCCCCAACUACCUGGCGGCCAUGGGCGGCGCGUCGGCCGGGCAGAGCCUGGCGGUCAACGGCAGCGGCGGCGAGGCGGGCGGGGGCUGGGCCGGCAACGCCAGCAAGAUCGCCGGGAUGCCCCCGCCGCCCGUGCUCCCCGACAACCAGGACCUGAAGGUCGGCGUGCUCUUCGCCUCCAAGGCCAUCCUGCAACUGCUGGUCAACCCGUUCACCGGCACCUUCAUCGACCGCGUGGGCUAUGUGCUGCCGCUGCUCAUCGGGCUGCUGGUCAUGUUCCUCUCCACGCUCAUCUUCGCCUUCGCAGAGAACUACAGCACGCUCUUCGUGGCCCGCAGCCUGCAAGGGCUGGGCUCGGCCUUCGCCGACACCUCCGGUGUGGCCCUCAUCGCCGACAAGUACCCGGAGGAGCAGGAGCGCAACCGGGCGCUGGGCCUGGCGCUGGCCUUCAUCUCCUUCGGCAGCCUGGUGGCGCCCCCCUUCGGCGGCAUCCUCUACCACAUAGGCCGCCAGAAGGCGGCGCCCUUCCUGGUGCUGGCCUCCAUGUCGCUGCUGGACGCGCUGCUGGUGCUGGUGGCGCUCAAGCCCUUCGCCCGCCAGGCCCGGGAGAACAUGCCGGUGGGCACGCCCAUCCACCGGCUGAUGGCCGACCCCUACAUCGCGGUGGUGGCCGGCGCGCUCACCACCUGCAACGUGCCGCUGGCCUUCCUGGAGCCCACCAUCGGCACGUGGAUGAAGACCACCAUGAAGGCCAACGAGUGGGAGAGGGGCCUGGCGUGGCUGCCGGCCUUCUUCCCCCACAUCCUGGGCGUCUUCCUCACGGUCAAGCUGGCGGACAAGUAUCCCCACCUGCAGUGGUUCUACGGGGCGCUGGGCAUGGUGGUCAUCGGGGCCAGCUCCUGCGUGGUGCCCGCUUGCCGGAACUUUGGCCAGCUGAUGGCCCCCUUGUGCGGCAUCUGCUUUGGCAUCGCUCUGGUGGACACAGCCCUUCUGCCCACCCUGGCCUUCCUGGUCGAUGUGCGCCAUGUCUCCGUCUACGGCAGCGUCUACGCCAUUGCCGACAUCUCCUACUCGGUGGCCUAUGCCCUGGGGCCCAUCGUGGCCGGAGAGAUAGUACACUCCUUCGGCUUCACCCAGCUCAGCCUGGGCAUGGGCCUCGCCAACGUCCUCUACUCCCCGGUCUUGCUGGCCCUCAAAAACAUUUGCCAGAUGAAGCCCUCCCACUCGGAGAGGAACGUCCUUCUAGACGAGGAGCCCAAAGGACUCUAUGACACCAUCAAGAUGGAGGAACGCAAAGCCAAGGGGAGGAAUUGCCACCCGGUGGGGGGUUUCGAAGAGAAUAGUGUAGAUCCUCAUCAGAGAGACUCUAAAGGGGCUUUGGAGGACGAUUCCUCAGACUAUGACUAUACUUAG